AUGUCCACUCGCACUCGUCGUAGUGCUGGAGGGGAAGCUCCCACCUUAAAUCCAACUAUGAUUCAAUUACUAGACGUUGGUAGAUUGCGAAAGGAGCUCGAAAUUAGAGGUCUCCCUACAAACGGAGCGCGACAAAUUUUAGCAGAUAGAUUAUCAGACGCUGUUUUGCUUGGUAAAAGUAUAGAAGAACCUGCUGUAGUAGUUUCUCCACAACCGAAGCGAGCUAUUAAGAAAACACCAAUAAAGCCUGAAGAACCUGAGGCGGAGGUAGUAACUUCCAUCGAACCAGUUGAAGAUGUCAAAACGAUAGUUAAAUCCGAACCUAUUGAAGAUUCUCCAAAGCCUAAAAAGAAAAGAUCUCUCCAGGCAUCGUCAAAAGUUUCAAGUUCGAAAAAGCGCAAAGUUGAGAAAGUUAAAUCAGAAGAUCGACCGGAAAGUGAAGAAGAUGUUCCGUUACUGAGCGCUCUACCUACAUCUGCUCAAAGCAGCAAGAAAGAUACGUGUUCUAAUGAAGUUGCCGGUCCUAGCACCGAUAGCGAUGACGACAUUCCUUUGUUGAGCCAGCUUCCCUCUUCUAAUAAGUCUGAUGAAACCUCUGCUGCGGGACACAAGCAUGGCACACGUAGUAAAAACUUAUUUUCGCCAAGCAGAGAGAAAGUUUUGCCAAGUAAAAAAGUCACAGAAGAAGUUCGGUUACUGUGUAGUGAUGAUUUUGUUGAAUCCCCUCCGGAAUCUCCAGGCUAUCAUAGGUCGCCAAUACCUGGAAGUCUUGAAAAAGGCGAUACUGAUUGGAAACCUGAGUUGAAGAAGAAAAAGGAUCGACGUCAUUCUAUUAGUUCUAAUGAUCGAAUAGUUAAAAUUGAGAAAAGGCCUCAUGAGAAAGAACGUGACCGAGAACGGGAUCGUGAGCGUGAUAAAGUCAAGCUGAUUCGUCCUCCUGAGCGACGAACUGUCGCUGAUGAAUGGGCUAAACUGAUGGCCGAGAGAAGCAAACAAAAAACCUCCCAGAUCAGCCCUGGCGUAACCCAAAUCAAAACUGAAGCUGCAGAGCCAGAAAAGGAGUCUAAACCGGUAGAGAAGAGAAACGAAGAGAAGAAAGUUCCUCGUCCACAACAAAUUAAGAAGUCUGCUUCAUCGAAUGAUACUGACUUGCUCGGAAGUAUCAUGGUCGAUCAAACUCAUCUGUUAGGUGAAAAGAAGAGGAAAAUCGAGGAAGCUGAGAAAGAACACGAACGUAUACUUGAGUUGAGAAAUGCUGCUUCUUCAUUAGGAAAAGCUCCAAUAAUAACAUCUGUGGAUCCUAAUAGUGCUAAGAGAAAACCAUCGGAUCCUAUGCUGAUUUUGCCUCCACCACCCCCUCCACCAAAGAAAAUUUUGAUGGUACCUGUUCCUGCUCCUUCACUGAUUAUACCUCCACCCCCUCCUCCUCCUAAGAAGUUGGAUUCUCCUAGUCAUGUUUCUCGAGUGCUUCUUCCUCCACCACCAGCUCCUCCAAAAGUCCUUCCAGUGACUAAUUCGUCUAGUAAACUUAUACCUCCUCCACCACCAAAAGGACCAUUGCCAGAACAUAUCAAAUUAGAGAAAGAGAAAGUGAAAGCAUCGUUGGUUGAUAAGAACAGCACGUCAGGAGACUCGAAAAGUAUUCCAUCUCUACCAAAGCCUAUUGAAGCUCCAGUGAAUAAUGAGAACAGUUUGGUUGUUGGAGUAACUCAAGCCUUACUAUUGCUGAUCCAGGAAAAUAAGAAAAAAGACGAAAUGCUUAGAGCUGAUGUUCAUGAAUGCUUGAAUGAUAUUAUACAAUGUGUAGUGGAAAUUGAAAAACAUUCCUGCAGUAGCGUCUCAACACACAGUGAUUCUGUAAAAGCGGAAGCGGGUGAAGAAGAAGAAUAUGAUCCCUUAGAAGCUUCCAUCAUAAAUAGCUUCGCUGAGUAUGUCCCUUCUAUGGUUACCGGUAGAGAAGAUAACCUUGCUCUGUAUUCUCCAUGUUCGAGUAGGUCGUCCUCAGAAGAAGAGGAAUAUAUUGAUCACGACGACGAAGAAGAUUCGAAUGAUGAAGCUAGUGAUGAAGAAGAAGAUAUGGAUAUUUCUACGAAGAUUCCUUCAAAAGCUAGACAAUUAAGAACCGAGCUCAAACUUGUCGAGCCUGAUACGGAUCCCUCUCAAAGCGAUGGAUCAGGGGGAGUGGAUUUGAUGAUGAAUCCAAGAGAUUUACUAAUGAAAGCCAAGAAUGUUUUGGAGUCUCUGAAUAAGCCGAAGAGCUGUGAAAAAGAAGUUUCCGGACCUCAUUAUACCCAAAUUCCAUUGGAGGAAGAGUAUGAACCCGAAGAACCUGAGAAACGUGCUCCUGAGUAUCAUGGAGAGCCAGUGCCGUCUGAUGACGAUGAAAUGCUUUUUGAAAUAGCUGCCGGAAUAUCGAAACCGAAGAAAAAGAGGGAAGUAGUCAUUGAGGAAGAGAAGUUGCCCUCGGAUGAAACCAUCGAACCUGAUUAUUAUAAUGCUGACUUACACAUCAAACAAGCUACAGAUAAGAACUGGCUUAUUGAGCCUGAAAACGCAGAUGGUUUAGCCUUGAUGUGGGGCGGAGUAAAAAGUAAUUACGGCAUUCGGCUGCCUUUUAGGGAUGUCCGCAACAGUGAUGAAGAUAUGGAGACUAACUCAUCUUCAGGUUCAAUCAUAGCUUUUCAAGUCAAGAUAAUUGAAUUUCUUUCUACCAAGCAUCUACCCUUCGAAGAACUUGAUCCUCAUGACAUACGUGUCGGGUUUUCUCUACGUGACGCUGCUAACAUUCUUGGCGAGAGUCCUAACUCAUACUGUAUAACCUCACUUGGUAAGAAGGCUGAAUCGAACGAGUUCACCGACUAUGGAAAAGCUUUUCAUCUCAAUGACAUCGUUACUGCCUGCAUAGACUUAUCGACGGGUAAUAUCUCUUAUUGGAUUAACGAUGAGUUUAUGGGAGAUGCUUUCAAAAACAUUCCUCUGCCCAUUGACAAUGCUAUUUAUCCUCAUAUUUCUGUAAAAAAUUGCUCGGUUGCUGUUAACUUCGGUGAUUUUCCCGGUGGUACAAAUGAAUGGAAAGAGAAUUCUCUUUGGAGGUUUCCUUCAUCUUUGGGCAGAGGAGAUUUAGAGAGAAGCCCUAAAGCUCCUGAAAGCAAAUCUGAAUGCACUGUUUUGAUUAUGGUGGGGCUGCCAGGUGUUGGAAAAACAACCUGGGUUCGUCAAUACCUCCGUGAUCAUCCUACCGAACAGUGGACUGUCAUUCAAUCAGAAAACGUCCUAUCAGCCAUGAAAAUAAACGGAGUCUCGAGAAGAAGGGCUCAUCAUGGAAGAUGGGAUAUGGUGAUGGGUUUAAUUGGAAAAUCUUUACAAAGAUCGGUGUUACUAGCGGCACGACGCAGGAGGAAUUACAUCAUCGACAUGAGCAACACCUCGAGAGAUGUUCGUAAGAAACGUUUACAACUUUUCGAAGAAUUUAGAAGAAAGUGCGUGAUCAUAAUACCUUCGGAUGAUGACAUGCUUGAUCGCCAAGCUCGACAAGCCCGUCAUGAUGGUACAGCCAUUAUGCCGCCUGAAGCUAUGCUAGAAAUGAAAGCUUUAAUGUCUAUUCCUGCGCCAGACGCGGAACCAUUAGAUGAGGUCUACUUCAUCGAGCCUCCAAUUGCUCGUAUCCAAGACGCUAUCGACCUAGUUGCAAGAUACAAUGAAGAAGCUAGACCUUGGGUUCAGAAAAAGCACCGUAGGAGACGUGCUCAGAAUAUUGGAUUAGGUGGAGAGAAAGAUCAAUCGUCGGUUUCCCAACGUAAAUUUACUGUUACGCAACCACUUACUGUUCUACCUCCGUUAAGAGUUUCAAUAACACCUCUGGAUGACUCGAUCUCACCAGCUUUGAGAAGUGCCGGCUCAGUUGGUUCUUCCGGCAUGCCAACCGGUGGAGUCGGCGGAGCUCUACUUACCUCACCCGCCAGUAUUGCAUCGGCUGCCUACGAUCAGAAACAUUCUGCAUCUAAUACACCGACUCCUACUCCCACUGCCGUAACACCUUCAGCAACGGGAGGGCUUCAGAGCUUCCACGUUCCUGUUCAUUCUGAACUGUCCAGCCCAGUUACUAUAUCUGCUCCCGGUAUUCACAUGAUCUGUCAAGCUAAUACUACCAUGCCCCAAGUAUCGCAAGCUCCACCAGGUCUUUCGAUUGUUAUUAAUACACCCCCUCCUGUAUUAUCUGGACAAACGACUCCUGGCUUGCCUGUCGGUGUAGGGCAAACUACUCCAGGGAUUCCUCUUAUGCAUACUCCUCCAAAUCUUUCCUCCGUCUGUCCAUCAGGAUCAGGAAUGUCGGUUGCUUCUGUAACUAAUUCCUUUUCCGUUCCACCGCCCAGUCUUCCAACAAACAACCAAAGACCUCUUAUUCGUUUGAAGAUAGAAGAUCUACCUCCUGCUAAUGUUGUACAUUCCUCUCCUGUUCAACCAAUACCGCCUGUUUUCGAUCCUGAAGAUGUAAUUGACUUGGAUGAAGAAGAAAUGAGAGAUCUGAGAGAGUCAUCCAAAGCCAAAGCAUCUUCCCCUAUGGUUGCAGAAGCCAUAAUGCGAGCUAAGCUCACUCGGUUACAAAUGAAAAGACGGGAAAAGGCAGCCAUGUCAGGAAAAUAA
Messenger RNA from Auanema sp. JU1783, 4644 nucleotides. The record is from the annotation of a GenBank genome assembly. Lineage: Eukaryota; Metazoa; Nematoda; Chromadorea; Rhabditida; Rhabditidae.